AUUAUUGGUCUGUAUCCGCCAGAGGAAAAGAAGAAGAAGAAGAAGAAGAACCGGAAGUGACAGUCACAGCUUGUGAUUAAAGUUUCCUCAGAUGUCCAGAAGCUGUCACCUUCUUCAUGACUGCUCAGGUGUGUGUGUUGUACUUCGCUAAGAGCGUGGAGCUGACCAGAGUGAAGGAGGAGAUUGUUGCUGUGCCAACACCAAUCAGCAGCCGGGACCUUUGGAGACUGUUGCUGCAGCGACACCAGAGACUCUCCGUCCUGCAGGAUCAGGUGGUGUUGGCGGUGCGUCAGCAGUACGUUGCCGUUGGCGACCAGGUGGUGACUCUGGCAGACGGAGACGAGGUUGCUGUGGUGCCGCCGCUCAGCGGAGGAUAAACACGGAUGAUGGCCGAGUCAGAGGAGCGGAGAGACGUCUUCAAGCUGAGCCGUGAUUGGCUGUCUGUACAGGAAGUGGUCGACACCGUCAGCAGCUCCUCCUGUGGAGCCAUUUCAGUUUUUAUAGGUACGACCCGGGAGGACGAGGUGGA
Acanthopagrus latus (yellowfin seabream) is the source of this 529-nucleotide messenger RNA. RefSeq names its product molybdopterin synthase sulfur carrier subunit (gene mocs2). The record is from RefSeq and is a predicted model, not a curated record. Lineage: Eukaryota; Metazoa; Chordata; Actinopteri; Spariformes; Sparidae. Bases 117 to 377 code for a protein of 86 amino acids. Gene Ontology annotation, biological process: Mo-molybdopterin cofactor biosynthetic process. The transcript is spliced from 5 exons. Gene Ontology annotation, cellular component: cytosol.